Girardinichthys multiradiatus is the source of this 1971-nucleotide messenger RNA. Its product is annotated as RIMS-binding protein 2-like. NCBI's taxonomy places the organism in Eukaryota, Metazoa, Chordata, Actinopteri, Cyprinodontiformes, Goodeidae. The transcript is spliced from 5 exons. Gene Ontology annotation, molecular function: protein binding. Gene Ontology annotation, biological process: neuromuscular synaptic transmission. The record is from RefSeq and is a predicted model, not a curated record. Bases 789 to 1430 code for a protein of 213 amino acids.
UUUAGGUAUGUGUUUGAAACAUGACAAAAUGUUGUGAAGUUCAACAAGUCACAAUAGUUUAUUCAAGGCACAUUAUGUGGGUGAAGAACAAGUCAGAUUUGUUGAACUCAAAUGUUUCUAUAUGACUGUUUUUUUUUUUUCCUUCUGAGUUUAUCACAAUUAUUCAGGUACCUGUCAAGUCUUUCCUUUACUCUAGGAGCAGAUUAUUACCAGCCCAGCCAACUAAAGGUCAAGACAGGAAGUGUUCAUUUUCACCAGCCAGUAAACUGGGUCAAGUCUUGUUAAGAGGAAGAGGAGGAGUCAGAUAAAAGGGCCCUAAGAAAAGCCAUACUUUCACACCGUUCCUGUUUUACAACAGAUAAACAGUGCAGAUUGAACUUUUGUACUUGACAUCUCAUAGCACUGCUUGGAGGCUUUUUAAUUUGAUGUCUGUAACAAUAGUUUGCCAUAUGAAGGAUGUUUGGGUUACUGUUAAUGUAAAGAACCACUAAAAGUUCACCACAAGCUCCACCUUUACCUUCUCGCUGCAUCUGAAAUGCAUUAAAGAAAGUAAAUUAUUGACUUGAUGAUUUAAAUUGAGAUCUUACCUCUCAUUUGUGUCCAAAGUGCAGUCCUACAGUGCACAGUCUUUGCUGAACUAAUGAAUCCAUCUACUUGCUUCAAAUAGGAUUACAGCUCCCUCUGCUUAGCUUAGUUACCUCAAAUUAGAAUGAAGGUAAGGAGAGGUCUGUUGUCUGCAGCAACCAUCUGUCUGCCAGGUGGACAGUCAGUAGCUGCUGCUGCUGCCGAUGGAGACCAGGCUCGAGCUGGAUGUUUUGAUAUACCCAGACGAGGUGAGGGUCGUCACCCCAGAGGACCUCAGGGAGUGGGAGUUGGAGACUGCGAGCCAGGUGUCCAUCCUCACAGUUCGACUUUUUGUGGCACUUUACCCGUACAACCCAGCCGCCAUGUCUCCCAACCCUGACACGGCUGCAGAGGAGCUGCCCUUCGUGCCGGGCCAGAUCAUCAAGGUGUUUGGAGAUAAGGACCCCGACGGUUUCUACCACGGAGAAUCCGGAGGUCUUUCUGGUUACGUGCCAAGCAACAUGGUGGCUGAAAUCCCAGUGGACGAUGAGUACCUGAAGCACGUUCUCAUGCAGCAGGGUUUUCUGCCUGUGGACCACGCAGCAGAUAUGUCUUUAACACCAGAUCUGAGCGACACAGACAGUGUUCAUGAAGAUGUGAUCAUUCGAAGAAUGGUGGCCUUAUUUGACUACGAUCCAUGGGAGAACUCACCCAACAUGGACAGUGAAGCUGAACUGGGCUUCCGAUCUGGAGACAUUAUAUAUGUGUUGGGUGACAUGGACGAAGAUGGGUUUUACUAUGGAGAUCUUCAUGGAGGAAGAGGUUUGGUUCCCUCAAACUUCUUACAGCCCUUACCCUGGAAGUAGACGCUGUGUUAACACCUCUGCUACUACUGCCAAGUCUCAUACACAAUCAAAUCAGCAGCUUUACUGAUAAAAUGUUAAUAUGUGUCAAAAUGUCUAUAUUUGUAUAAUUGUAUAUAGUAGUGUGGCAUAGCAUCAGCUGUAAUGGCCUUUAAAUAGGAUAAAGAGCCCACCACUAUGAAUCAGGAUGAUGAACAGUGAAAAGAAACAGUCAUUUUAUAGGAUCAAAAUCUUUAUUGAUAAUUUUAAAGAAAAAACUGCAACUUAACUUACAUAUAAAAACAAAAAUACAAUUCAUGUUUUAUAUAACAACAAAUAUAUUUUUUGUAAUCCAGCAAAAUUUGUAUUUUCAGUGAAUUUACUUGAUUGUUGUCGGGUAACUUCAGUUUUAGCCUUAAAAAUACACUUUUAGUCUCAGCGUUGUGCAGACCAGAGUGUAUAAAUAUAGUUUGCCUUAUAUUGUGUUCAUUUGCUUUCUGUAACAUGCUCAUCUCUAAUGCAAGAAGUAUUAAAUAAAACAAAUAAAAACAUUUAUGUUAAAAAA